This is a messenger RNA of Erigeron canadensis, 762 nucleotides long. RefSeq lists its product as uncharacterized. The coding region runs from base 1 to 762 and encodes 253 amino acids. The record is from RefSeq and is a predicted model, not a curated record. The transcript has a single exon. Lineage: Eukaryota; Viridiplantae; Streptophyta; Magnoliopsida; Asterales; Asteraceae.
AUGGAAUUCUUUGUUAACGCGUUACACUUUCUUGAAGAUACGGAAACUUCUAGUGCUCCUCAAACUCGACGGUAUACGGACCGGCGUCAGGAAAUUGGUCUUGCCACUCUUUUGAACGAUUGGUUCGUUCAACAACCAAAAUACGAAGACGAUUACUUUCGAAAGAAGUUUCGAAUGGACAAGACCAUGUUUUUAGAUAUUAUGCGCGACAUUGAAGCAAACUUCCCGUAUUUCCAAGAACGUUACGAUGCAAGAGGAAGAAAAAGUUUUACGGCGAUACAGAAUUGCACAUCCGCCGUUAGGCAACUCGCGACGGGUAACGCACCAGACGAGUAUGACGAGUACUUGUGCAUGGCAGCCAGAACCGCACGAGAGACCCUUGAUUAUUUUUGUGACGCCAUCAUUCGGUUGUAUAGCCGAGAGUACCUACGCAGGCCGACGUCACACGACGUUGCACGCAUCUUCGAGGCCCACGAGCUUCGACAUCAUAUGCCUGGGAUGCUUGGUAGCAUCGAUUGCACACAUGUCGAGUGGUCGGCAUGUCCUAGACGUUUGAGAGGACAAUACACGAGGGGUGACCACAACGGUCCAACUAUUAUGCUUGAAAUCACCGCGUCACAAGAUUUGUGGAUUUGGCAUGCUUUUUUCGGUGUCCCGGGGUCGAACAACGACAUCAACGUGUUGAACCAAUCCGAUUUGUAUGUCACAGCGCGUAACGGAACGGCUCCGGAUUCUUCAUUCCACGUGAAUGGCCGAGAUUAA